AUGUCACCUUAUUCUCAUAAUUCAUCAUCUAACAAUAUCCAUAAUAAUAGUGCUUCAGCAGCAGCAAAUCAGUCUAAUAACAGUAAUAGCAAUAUAUCUUCUUCAAAAAGAAACAUUAGAAAGCCUGUACCACAAGGUCCAGGACCAAAUCAAGAAAGAGGUAAAGGAAUCGUGGAAUUCUUGGAAAUGUCCGGAUUAGGUGCAAUCAGAAAUCUUACUAGACUUGGAGGAGUUCCAAUCUCACAUGCGAGGAAACUAAAUGUAAUUUGA
Messenger RNA from Entrophospora sp. SA101, 270 nucleotides. The record is from the annotation of a GenBank genome assembly. NCBI's taxonomy places the organism in Eukaryota, Fungi, Glomeromycota, Glomeromycetes, Entrophosporales, Entrophosporaceae.